Messenger RNA from Ipomoea nil (Japanese morning glory), 1014 nucleotides. Its product is annotated as 30S ribosomal protein S6 alpha, chloroplastic-like. The transcript is spliced from 2 exons. The record is from RefSeq and is a predicted model, not a curated record. Bases 118 to 753 code for a protein of 211 amino acids. Gene Ontology annotation, cellular component: ribosome. Gene Ontology annotation, biological process: translation. Gene Ontology annotation, molecular function: structural constituent of ribosome; small ribosomal subunit rRNA binding. Lineage: Eukaryota; Viridiplantae; Streptophyta; Magnoliopsida; Solanales; Convolvulaceae.
CGGUAAAAAGUUGGAUUCGAUCUCCUUAUCCACACUUUCCUUUCAUCAUCUCCAGCAAAGCCACGCUUUCGCAGUUGAGCUCGCUCGCUCGCUCUCAUUGAAGCUCAGCUCAGCUCAAUGACAAUGGCUGCUGCUUCUUCUUCUUCAUCUAUAAUCCCAACCCUGUCCUCCUCACCCUCCACCUUAUCCCUGCUUCAUUCUCCCUCUCCUUCAUUCGUCGUCUUCAAGGCCGUCCCCGGCGCCUCAAGGCCACUGCUGCGCCACAAAAAAUGGAACAAGCAUUCCGAGGUGGUCGUCAAGGCCGAAACAUUGGAGUUCUCCGGAUCGUUAUUUGAAGGCGGGAUUGGAGAAGACGACGAGCCGCCAUCGAUUCCCGGCUGGGGUAUUUCCAAUAUUGAAGAUAAAGAGGAGCCCCAGUGUCCUCCGGGGCUGAGGCAGUAUGAAACCAUGGCGGUUCUGCGCCCUGACCUGUCGGAAGAUGAGCGCCUAACUCUCGUCUCCAAAUAUGAAGAGUUGCUUGUUGCUGGUGGCGGGAUGUAUGUGGAGGUGUUUAACCGAGGGGUUAUUCCUCUCGCUUACAACAUCAAGAAGAAAAACAAAGCCGGAGAGACCAACACCUACAUGGAUGGGAUUUAUCUCCUAUUCACCUAUUUUACCAAGCCGGAGUCCAUAGCAGCCCUUGAAGCCACAAUGAAUACCGACGAUGAUGUCAUCCGUUCAUCCAGUUUCAAGUUGAGGAAAAGGAAGUUUUGAUUUGCUUGCUUGCUUACAUCAUCCAGGAAGCUGUUCUUUUAAGAUUUAGCCAUGUUUUUGAGGUAAUUUGGAAAUAAGGACAAAAAAAAUGCAGGUAUAUUUGUUUCUACUGACAAUCUGACAUGUACAAUGCAAUUUCAUGUUAUGAAGCUGUGCAUAGGAUUUUAGUAUGAGAAUCUGAUUAAUCCCCAGAUUCUGCACUAAUCCUUAAACAAUUAUUCUUCAACUCAAAUUUGAUCAUGAAAAAUUUUUCCACUGUCA